GCUGCCAUAUAGCUGGAAUAUUGCUGAGUGCGGCGCAAAACUAAACUCACUCUGCAUUCUAAAUGGUUGUGAAAGUGAAAACAAGUCUAUCAUAACGCACGUUUAGGGGCGCUUCAAUCGGAAUCGGAUUUCGCACAGGACAAGUUGUUCAAAGUACUAGCAGUUCCAGGUAGCUUGACACACAUGUUUAAAGGUUGUUCGGGAAUACAACAGGAAUAGUGUUCCGUAAGAAAACAAGGAAACAUAAAUCCAGCAUCGUAUCCCGAUUAGUCAGGCUCGGUUAUUUGGUUGAGUCGGGUGUCAUUGUACUCCCAUAGCUCGGAUCUUAGCUCACAAUACCAGUCACUUGGUUGUCAGGCACCGGGCAAAUUCCAGGCCGCAAUCAUAUAGCCGAGUGCGAUGUUAAACAAUAACGCCGCCAUACCAUUGACCUACUGGUUAUUAUAUCUUCUGAGUACAUUGCAUUAUUUAGCUGAACAUUACAGUAGUAACAGUGAUGUUGUCCUCUUGUCAAUUAUUGCAUGUAUUAUAAUAAUAAUAGCAUCUAAAUAUUGUAAUAAUACAGAAAUUUUGAAAUCAUUCCCUCAUAUAGACUUCAGUAUUUGCCUGCACAGCAUUAGAAGAGGUAUAGAAUAACCCUGUUGCCUCUGCCAGAUUUCUGAAAAGGGUGCAAGUGGGGGAAUUCUGUAGCCACCUUGAGGAAUGGAAGAACACUGGUGUUAAGAAGAGCGUUAUGCUAUAAUAUAUAACAAACUAAACUGAUUGUGAGCAAGUCUCACUGUCAACCACAAAGACAGCCUCUUAUUACAAACUGCUGGUUGACCAGUAACUAGUAACACCCCGAAUCGUACCCAACGAACUCUUGCUCAAGCCCUGGGGAAUGAAUUCAACACGUACGUGUGAUUACUUGGGCAACAUUUAUAUGAAGGCGCGACCAAACUGCUCUCAAAAAAACACGGCUGUGCUCCGUCUCUACACCCCAGUACAAGCGCAAAUGAAAUCGGGAGCCAGUUAACAUUAAGCUGGUUCCGGCUCCCUUUGCGCGCACCAGCUUGGGAUAUUGCGAGACGGGGUCCAGUUUACGAGACUUUGCGUUGUCCUUGGCGACCGUUGUCACUUCGAUGUUACAUCGACGCCAUUUUGAUGCUAAAUCUGCAUCUUGCUAUUCUGAAAACGUUAUCUUCCUAUCCUUCCUCGAAAUUCUUGAACCUGCCACCAUGAAUUCCAGCACUUAUGUUCAAGGUAUUAUUCUAAUUACGUUUCAGUAUAUUCUGUAUCUUCACUAUGCAGUAUCAGGAUAACCCUCGGUCAUAAGGCAGUGUACAAUCGCCAGAAUGAACUUUCAUGAUUCCUGAACUGACCCACGAACACUUUCCAACUUUUAGGGGGCUCACUAUGUUUAUAUAUGGCCAUUAAUGUACCUUAAACUGCAAACAUUGCAGCUUAGAACUGAAAAUGGGUUCACCUUUCUUAUAAACUCUCAAAAUGUACAUAAUCUGGUUCUCAAAACUUUAUUCUGUAUUGCAAGAAUACGAAAUUACUAUGUAUUUCAGCGAGUAGAAAUAAUAGCUGUAAAAUGUAAACUGAAGCUUGGUAACCUAUACUCUCUGAGAGGUUCAAGUUAUAAAGGAACAGGGAGACAUACUUUACAAUUUCAUUACCCUUUAUCCAACAUUAAAUGGAAAACUUUCGAAAAUGACACCCCUUAGCUAUAACCCUUUAUCUGUCAUCCCAAUUCAUCUGUCAUUAUCAGACAAAUAAUAUAUAUCAUUUACUACAGUCAUCAUCUAAAGAUAGGACCAGCAAUGUACCCUCUCACCCUUGACAUUAAAGUACUUUUUAUCCGUCUGUUCCCCACCAGUUGAUCGGAUCAUGUGGUUUCUACAGCCUCUCUCCCCCCUGGCUUGUCCUACACUUUGUCCACGCCCCACUUCAAAGUCCCUGACCAUCCCUGCCCACUUGUCACACCUGCCCGUCCCCCAGACCCUUCGCCCCAGCACUGUCCCCUCUGUGUCCCUCACCAUUGCUGGUCAGUACAUCGUGGACGACACCGACUUUGCUGAAGUCGAUCUCGGGGAUGAGGAGAUCAUCCAGCCAACCCACUCCUUCCUGAAGGCCUUGCUAUCUAGAGUGGCCAGCUUCUUCAGAAGAAUCAAGAGUGUGUUUAAGAAGAAGGAUGAUUAGGCAGUGAACUAUCUAAACAAAACAUUUAUAAAUUGUUUUUAGGACAUUUGAGGCAUGUGUUACAAUAUUUAGGAAAUACAAAAUUUCUACAUUUAUU
Messenger RNA from Haliotis rubra (blacklip abalone), 2281 nucleotides. RefSeq lists its product as uncharacterized. The record is from RefSeq and is a predicted model, not a curated record. NCBI's taxonomy places the organism in Eukaryota, Metazoa, Mollusca, Gastropoda, Lepetellida, Haliotidae. Bases 1873 to 2184 code for a protein of 103 amino acids. The transcript has 2 exons.